AGCUGUAUGUGCACCACGGAGGUCAAACACACCAUGAUUCAAGGGCUGGUUAUUUUCGUGACCAGUCUAAUAGUGGUGGAGUCUGCUUUGCCCCAGGGAUGCGUCCAGCUACAAGAACACCCGUUUUCACAAUCGAACCCUGGUGAUGUCUUCGGAACAUCUAGUGAAAUCGGCAACAAAGCCAGACCAACUAAGGUGGAGAAUCUACGUUCUAAAGGCGCUAUUCCCACUGGGCAUUUCAUGACCAAUGUCAUCAAAGAUCAUCCGGUACCACUUAGGCUGUUUCCGUAUGAAGCGACCAUGGAUAACUACGGCAUGACUUACGACGCUUAUACCAUGGAGAGAUGGUACGACCCACAACGCACAGACACAAUGCAACAGCAGUCAGCCUGGAAAAGCGGCGAACCAUGGAACAAACUCAUGAGCCUCGGCACCAACCUAAAACAGACUACUUCCGGUCCUGAUGGAAAUCGUUACGGCACAUUUUCAGGUAGAUCAGGUGUACGAGUUGGGAUAGCCGGCAGUGGAGAACCGGUUAUAACUGACAUUGGAGAUCUGCAUGCCAACGUCAUGUAUACCGGAAAUGGCGGAUCGAUGGAGGUACCGAUUGUACGAGGCGCAGCUCUCCUAACACAUCUGUUUAACAACGCCAACCCAAUCAUCAAACCGUUCUGUCUCAGCAGCAUCAAUGGACAACCCGUGCAUUUUAACUGUCCCAAGGAGAAUUCCAUGGCAGAUGCCGGAAGUGGUCACAUUUCCGGCACUUGUAGUGGAGGAACCUUACAUAUCCGGUUAGAUAACUCAAAACCGAUAAAAGAGAUGAACAAGAUUCAGUGGGCAGCAGGCAGAAGAGACCAAUGGGGCAGUCACCACACUAUGCACAAUUGUGACGCUAGUAGUUGUCAUCUCAGUAACGACGGUCUUCGCCUUGAUAUAGACGUUCCAAACGCCUCGGGUAGAAUGGGAUUCGCCAUUAACUAUAUAGGGCAUUAUAUAUUGCCCUGGAGUUGGAUAGACCAUCCUGAGGAGGUCUCGUGCAGUGGAAGGAGGGAAACUACUGACAAAACUGAGGACGACAUAGGAACGAAUAAAAGAGCAGCCAUAUCAGAAAUACAGUUCACUGCAUCGUGUAACCCGAACCAUGACGUAGAAAUACGGGUAGACCUCGGCCACCACAAUUUACCUGGAGUAGCGAGAGUUCAAUACGCUCUGGAGAAUGACAAUGAGUGGAUAGGCUGCCCUGCCCGAUGUGUACCUAUGCAUACGUGUUCAUAUGACAAAUGUACAAGGAGUGGACAAUACGUCAUCAUUAAGACACACAUGUCUGGAAGCCGACUGAAACUGGCUCUUAAUGUGAUAGGACGGACAGUGUUACCAUAUCAACACUGGAUGGAGGCUCCGUACGAACUGACUUGCGGAGGACCUAGUAUCAAUAGUCUUACCUACUUCCAGGGAGGAGGUCCAGUCACGCAAUCACCAACACUUACUCAAGCAACACAUGCUCCAGCAACAAAUGCACCUACACAUGCUCCGAUAACAAAAGCUCCAACACAUGCACCUCCUGUCACACAAGCGCCAACUCAGGCGACCCAAGCGCCAACCAACUCCCAUGGUACAAAUACAAACCACCAUGUUAACAUUGCGCCGGGCACAAAGUUCAUCAUGGAGCUCAAUGAACCAGGCGAUGAACUCCCUAAUCAGACGAGAAAAUUCAUGCUGUACUUCAGUAAAGCCGUCACCAUGAACAUAAACAAUGGAGACAAUACAAUCACGUUUUCUCCACAGUCUGGUGGCGCCUAUUCCGGUCUCAUGCAAUUGGCUUAUUUAGGAGCUGGACCAAGGGGAGAUAAUUCCAAUGACAAUGUUUUAGACAGCAAUCUGGGUUUAUAUUCAUAUAAACCAGUUGCAUCAUACUGUGCCUCUGAUUCGGCAAAUAAGGCGUAUGUAAAUUUCGAGUGGAACGUCAACAAUCAAUAUGCUGCGGCAUCAUCCGGGCAACUACUCAUGGUUACAAUGCCUCAUCAUGUACUUCAAAUGGCACACAGUAGCAGCAACAUCAAAAACACAGUUUACGGCUUUAAAGGGUACGAGGGUACUGAAUGGCUGCUCGAGAUGAACCUUCCUCGUGCUUCGAUGGAACCUGACGAAGCUGCAGUCACUAAAAUUAAACAAAAUAACAAACAACUUAGUGAUAUCCUGACAGCUAUUGCGCGUGACGCUUCCGAGCACAACAUUGACACGAUCUGUAGUCAAUGGGACAGUUACGGCCUAGGGAAAGCAAUAGGUUUGUCUGCCAGAUUGGCCAGCAUAUCACGAGCCUUCGGAACAGACCACUAUGAGAAUAUAGACACGCAAAUCAAGAAUUGUCUGGAGAAAUGGCUCCGUGUCCAAGAUUCCCUGUCCGACAUGUGGAAGUUCCACUAUGACACUGUAUGGGGUGGUCUAUUCCUCCGAGCCACUAAUAACGCCGAUGUCGGGUACGGCUACGACUUUGGUUUCCCAUACUACAACGACCAUCACUUCCACCUCGGGUACUUUCUGUACGCCAUCGCUUACUACGUCAAACACCACCAGGAUUGGGGCCAACAGCACAAAGAACGUGUUUACGCUCUUGCCAGAGACGUUGGUAACCCGAGCUACAUUGACAAAUAUUUCCCCGUGGUACGUCAUAAAGACGCGUACAUGGGAUUCUCAUGGGCCACAGGUGUGGUUCCAGGGCAGAGACAGGAAGAAUCAUCAUCGGAGGGAUUGAACUGCUACCAUGGUCUCGCUGCGUUGGGAGAUGCUUACAAUGACGACAUUAUGAAGAAGACUGGUCAGGUGACACUUGCCACGGAGAUUGAAUCCGUGCGAGAGUACUUUCACGUGCGGAAUCACAACGAGGCUCAUUUUCCACCAAUCAUCAGAGGGUACGGAGCGGUAGGACAGAUAGCUGAAGACAACUUUUACGUUUACACGCUGAACUGGCCAUGCGCACCUAAUGUUUUUCCUAUGAGACAUGCAUGUCUUAUUGGUAUUCAGAUUAUACCCAUCACCGCGGCGUCAAAGUACUGGAUGGACCAGGACUGGGCAUCACAUAUUAAAAAUUCAUGUACUCAAGCCAUCCAUCCAGAAACUGCACCAGACUACCACCUGACGAAUCCCAGUGAUAUGGGAAAACUAGACUCGGGAUGGGCAGCAUUCUGUUAUGCAGGCAUGGCGCCAUAUGAUGACGCUCAUAUGCAAAUGGCCGCAGACUAUGUCAAAGAUAAAGGCCCGAGACAGUUAGUAGGAGGGACGGGAGCUGCCAGUACUCUGCUGUUUAUAUACGGACGUACAUAGGAGCUGGGAAACCAAUAAUAUGCUAUUACAUUGUACCAAAGAAACACGUCAUGUUAUCACUACUUACGGCUGAAAUUAAACAUAUCCACAUUAUGCAAACCUUGUUACAUUACAAUAUUACUAAAACAAUAAAAAAUGACUUCAUCUAUUUACUUUUCCCUGACACGGUCAAGUAAAUUUGACAAGAUUGACCAGUGAACCAGUUAAAACCAUAUAUUCCUCCCUGACUGUUCCAUACAUUACAAAAUGUCAUUGAAUAAUAGACAAAUUUCAGUUCAAGUACUGAACAGUAUGAAAAUAUCAAAAUGGUAGUGACAUAUACUUCAUGAUAUGAUGUGAACACAGUUCAAAAUAAAGUUUUCAAUAUCAGUACUUUCAAAUAAAUGACUUUGAAGCAACUCAAAAGUUUCAACUCUUCUUAGGUCCGAGGUGUUCAUAUUUUCUUAAUAUAACAUAAACGAAUAAAAAGCAUUUCGAUCUCUUUGCUAUUGUUAUUUUUAUACAUUUAGUUGAGACAACAGCUUGUUCUCACCAUUCAGUUUCUAUGGAAUAUUGUGUUAACAGUUGAUGUAUAAGAUUGUGCUUCAAUGGAACAUGGCAAUAUUGUGGAAGAUUAUGUAACCAUGGAAGUGUGUACAUUUUGUAUCUACGUAACAUGGUAAUAUUGUGGAAGAUUGUGUUACCAUGGAAUUGUGUAUCUACGGAACAUGGUAAUAUUGUGGCAGAUUGUGUUUCCAUGGAAUGGUGUAUUUACGGAACAUGGUAAUAUUGUGGAAGAUGGUGUUACCAUGGAAUUGUGUAUCUACGGAACAUGGUAAUAUUGUGGAAUGUAUCUGGAGCAUUGUGUUGAAUAUUUUGUUUCUGCGAAAUAUGCUGUCGAUAUGGACACUAUGUUCCUUUUGAGUACAGUGUAACUGUAAAACACUUUUACUUAGUAACAUAGAAUAACUGUAAUACUUC
Molecule: messenger RNA, 4281 nt
Organism: Mizuhopecten yessoensis (Yesso scallop)
Lineage: Eukaryota; Metazoa; Mollusca; Bivalvia; Pectinida; Pectinidae
Exons: 17
Coding region: 7-3321 (1104 amino acids)
Molecular function (GO): endo-1,3(4)-beta-glucanase activity
Source: RefSeq, a predicted model, not a curated record